Messenger RNA from Centruroides sculpturatus (bark scorpion), 579 nucleotides. RefSeq names its product putative OPA3-like protein CG13603. Gene Ontology annotation, biological process: regulation of lipid metabolic process. Bases 1 to 462 code for a protein of 153 amino acids. Gene Ontology annotation, cellular component: mitochondrion. NCBI's taxonomy places the organism in Eukaryota, Metazoa, Arthropoda, Arachnida, Scorpiones, Buthidae. The record is from RefSeq and is a predicted model, not a curated record. The transcript has 2 exons.
AUGACCAUUGCUACUAUGGUUCUAAACGUAGAUGUUGGUAGUUCCAAACUCGGAACUAUAGUACUAACGCAUUAUUCGUGGGCCGGAUGGCCGAGCGAUCAAGUGUAUAACUGGCUAGAAGUUAAUGUGAAAAUGAGAUUAUUAAACUUGGGGAAGCCGUCAGAAGUACCAAAAUUGAAUGAAAACAUGGCCAUUGAACUUGGAGCUGAAUUACUUGGAGAAACAAUAAUAUUUAGCAUUGCUGCUAUAACUCUCACUGCAGAAUAUAUCAGAUCCUCUAGAAAAGAACGAGAAAAAGAAGAAGCGAGACAAGAGUAUUUUAGCAAUUUAGAAAAAUCAAUCGAAGACCUUAGAUUUACUGUCGAGAAACAACAAGUUGAGAUCAGACAUUUAACAAGAUUGUGUUAUUCUUCUUCAAAACAUAAAGGAGAACAUGAAGAUAAGAAAGAAGGCAAAUCUUGAAAUUAUAUAUAUUCUUGUUUUCUAAGAAAUUAUUUAUUAAAAAUGGGAUAGACAUAAAUUACAAUUUUGAAAUUGAAUAUAUUAAAAGUUAUUGUAGACAAUGUACUAUAAUUUUAA